Messenger RNA from Fukomys damarensis (Damara mole-rat), 4521 nucleotides. RefSeq names its product jumonji domain containing 6, arginine demethylase and lysine hydroxylase (gene Jmjd6). Gene Ontology annotation, cellular component: nucleus; cytoplasm. Gene Ontology annotation, biological process: phagocytosis. Bases 256 to 1500 code for a protein of 414 amino acids. The transcript has 7 exons. The record is from RefSeq and is a predicted model, not a curated record. Gene Ontology annotation, molecular function: P-TEFb complex binding; histone H4R3 demethylase activity. NCBI's taxonomy places the organism in Eukaryota, Metazoa, Chordata, Mammalia, Rodentia, Bathyergidae.
UCGGAGGUGUGGAGGCCAAUGGCGGACGGCGAGAUGCGGCGGGGUGGGAAGAACAGUUGCCUCACGCCCAACCCGAGGCUCCGGAGGAGGCUGGGGAGUGAAUUUUCUGGAAGGCGACUUUAAAGGCGCCGGGCCAGAGCGAAGGGCGUUUUGGUGCCUGUCGCCGUAGCCGCCGCCCUGGUCGGGAAGGGCGCCUUAGUGGCAGAGAGCGAGCUGCAUCGAGGACGCCGGGGCAUCAGCUGGUGACCCCGCAGGAUGAACCACAAGAGCAAGAAGCGGAUUCGCGAGGCCAAGCGGAGUGCGCGGCCGGAGCUCAAGGACUCGCUGGACUGGACCCGGCACAACUACUACGAGAGCUUCCCGCUGAACCCGGCGGCCGUGGCGGAUAACGUGGAAAGGGCAGAUGCUUUACAGUUGUCCGUGGAAGAGUUUGUGGAGCGAUAUGAAAGACCUUACAAGCCCGUGGUUCUGCUGAAUGCCCAAGAAGGCUGGUCUGCACAGGAGAAAUGGACACUGGAGCGCCUAAAAAGGAAGUACCGCAACCAGAAAUUCAAGUGUGGUGAGGACAAUGAUGGCUACUCAGUGAAGAUGAAGAUGAAAUACUACAUCGAGUACAUGGAGAGCACUCGGGAUGACAGCCCCCUUUACAUCUUUGAUAGCAGCUAUGGUGAACACCCCAAAAGAAGGAAACUUUUGGAAGACUACAAGGUGCCCAAGUUUUUCACUGAUGACCUAUUCCAGUAUGCAGGGGAGAAGCGAAGGCCUCCUUACAGGUGGUUUGUGAUGGGGCCACCACGUUCCGGGACUGGGAUUCACAUUGACCCUCUGGGAACCAGUGCCUGGAAUGCCUUAGUUCAGGGCCACAAGCGCUGGUGCCUCUUCCCAACUAGCACUCCCCGAGAGCUCAUCAAGGUGACCCGAGAAGAAGGCGGGAACCAGCAAGAUGAAGCAAUUACCUGGUUUAGUGUCAUUUAUCCCCGGACACGGCUUCCAACUUGGCCCCCUGAAUUCAGACCCCUGGAAAUCUUACAGAAACCAGGAGAGACUGUCUUUGUCCCAGGAGGCUGGUGGCAUGUCGUCCUCAAUCUUGACACCACCAUUGCCAUCACCCAGAAUUUUGCCAGCAGCACCAACUUCCCUGUUGUGUGGCACAAGACGGUAAGAGGGAGACCAAAGUUAUCGAGGAAAUGGUAUAGGAUCUUGAAGCAGGAGCACCCUGAGCUGGCGGUCCUAGCAGAUGCCGUUGACCUCCAGGAGUCCACGGGCAUCGCCUCGGACAGCUCCAGUGACUCCUCCAGCUCCUCCAGCUCCAGCUCGUCCGACUCGGACUCUGAGUGCGAGUCUGGGUCAGAAGGCGAUGGGACAAUGCACCGCAGGAAGAAGAGGAGGACGUGUAGCAUGGUGGGCAACGGGGACACCACCUCACAGGACGACUGCGUGAGCAAAGAACGCAGCUCCUCCAGGAUUAGGGACACAUGUGGAGGCCGGGCUCAUCCCUGAGCAAAUAGAGACUCCCUGAGGUGGCUCUGUGUGUGCUGUUGGCUGCCAUCCAACUCAGUUCUCACGUCUUCUGCUCCUACUUCUUUGUCUUCUUUGAAUUUGGAUCUUCCUUCUCUGGUCCAAGCUCCUGUCUUCAAUCAGAUGCUGGUUUUACUGCUUGCUAAGACUAGAUUGCCAAGAAGUUUAAAAGCUCGGCCAGCUCAGUGAAACACUGAAGCUACCAUGAUGUUGGGUAAGAAAGUUCCGUGUCAUCUUGUGCAGAACCACGCGGGUGGACCCCAAGGCUGAAGGGUUGUGCUCCCUCCUGCAUCUCGCUCUGCCUGUCUCCUCCCUGCCCUCGGUAAGGAGCAGUGGCUGCACCAGCAGAGAUGGGAGAGGCAAGUGCACUCGGAGCUAUGGGGAAACACCGUGCCGAGCUUGUGUGCAGAGGCCCAGUGUGUCCAGCUCUCCCCUGCUCCGCCGUAGGACUCUGCAUCUUUGUCCACUCAGGCUGCGGGAUUUCAGAGGUGCCCUCUGUGGUGCAUUUCGGGGGCAAGGAUGACACCUGUUUGCUCACAGAGUGAGAGGGUGUUUAGUGUGCUUUGUCUCGGAACUUGAGUUAAGAACGGGGUUCCUUCCAGCAGCACGUCCUUCCCGCCUCGGAAAGGGACUUCCUUGCUGUGUCCCCCAUCUUCAAAGCCUACAGUCGUCAAGCAGGCAGCUCUUGUUGCACACAGGAGAGAGACAGGAUGAGGGCUCUUGGAGAGCUCUGUUGGAAAACUUGGGGAUGGACCAGCAGGUUCCCCGUCUUGUCCUCUAGAUUCACCUGCUUGCCUUAAUCUGCCCCUAAAUUCAAGGAAAACAGACCGGUUAUCACUUCCUGACCCUGGGUUGUGCGCCUUUGCUCUAGGAGGCUGGCCCUGUUUUCUCCCAGUGCAGCUUUCUGCAUCCUCAGACCCCAGCCCCUCCGCGUGCCUGGGUGGAGAAAUCCUCUCCUGCAGAGGCUGCCACUCCCUGCUGGGCUCUGCCUUCUCUCUGGAAGGCAGCUUCCCCUGGUCCCUGGUGGGCCGGGAUGUGCUUGUUUCUGAGUCAAGUCAAAUCCUGAAAGUUGACAUAAUACUGAAGGAUGUUCCUCCUACUUGAGUUUUUGUUUUGGGUCGUUGCCCCCAGUACUGGAGAUGAGAUGCAGCCUCCUGUGCUCCAGACAAGUGCUGUACCACUGGGCUAUAUCCCCAACCCGUUCAAGACAAGAACUCACCAUAUUGCCCAUACCGGCCUUGAACUUGUCUCCACAUCCCCAGUAUCUGGGAUUAGAGGCCUGCACCACCCUGCCCAGCUACACCUGCAGCUUUUAAAAAGACUUUUCUUGCCAUCUUCAAACUACCCCUUCCCCCUAAAUUUCAGCCAAAAGAAGGGCCCUGCCACUAGGGGGCGCAGUGGGAUGUGUGCUCUGAUGGAGCACAAAUUUGAAACUGAAAGCUGGGCUCCCCAUUUCUCCAGAUGCUGGAGGUGAUUCCUGGUUGCUAGACACCAGCAGGAGCGAGGGACCUGGCCACAGUCCUCUCCCGACAGUGCUGGACAGCACAGAUUAUGUGAUGCUCGUGCCACCCCAUGAAUAGUUGUAGGGUACCGGGCCAAGGAUUCAGCAGUCCACUGUGAAAGCAGGGUGAGGCGGGGGAGCUCCUUUCUUCCCUCCCACCUGGCCCGUGCUCCUCCUUUGAAUCGAGUCAGCAGAAGGAAAGGGAAGGACGCAGCACGAGACCAUCUCUGGGGAUUAUUCUCCAGGUUGGCUGCUGAUCUUAAACCUGAAGAGCUGUGUCUUGGAAAAAGGGGUACUGGCAGGACAGAAGCGACGUGAGUAGGACCCAGGGCAUCUAGAGGGCACUGGGCCUCUGGGAAUGUGGUCCCUGCCAGCCAAGAAGAGUCCCUUGCAGCUGUGUAGAUGGCCCCGGAGUCGUCAGUGGUCCUGGGAUGCUGAGGGUGAGGCCCCCAAAGCAGGGACACCACUCACAUUUUGUUCUUGUGCUGCCACUGCUUCAUAAUUCAAGCAUCCUGCAAAUAUUGUAGGGCCAGCCAGCCAUGGUGCCCACCUAUAAUCGCAGUACUCGGGAAGCCGAGUCAGGAGGUUUGCUGGGAGUUUGAAGCUAGCUUGUGCUACAUAGUGAUUCAAGGCUGGCCAGCCAAACUAUACAGCAAGACCCUUUCUCCAAAAACAGUUGGAGUUCCAGGACUGCUCUGGGUGUCAGAAGUACAGCAGGGACAAGCCCGGGUUCCUGACCUCGAGGAACUUACUCGGCAGUGACCAUUCAUAAGGGUAGGACACGAGAGUGUGUGCACUUCCACAGCCAGAAAAGCAAGAGCCAUCCUCCCUGAACACAAGCAGGCCAGUUCUUCAUGAAGGGGCAUGGCCACCGUACACCACGUGCUGGGUCCCAACACAGUCUCUCUGUAGAGUAGCUGGAGGCACUUAAAUUCACAAAGGCUCACAGCAAGUAGGUGGUAAGUCUCACAAACCCAGAACCCAGCCCUGGAUUUAGGACUUUAGGCACGAGAAUGGGACAGAGCAAGUCAGUCCGUGUUGUAGAGGCGCUGUCUAGGAGGACGCACGUGAGCAUACGGUGUACGUUCCGUAGUUGUGCAUAGCUUUCCCCAGAGAGGCAGCCGUGAUGUGUGUGCUGACACUGCUGACAGGUUCAGCAGAGUAGCUUCUUCCUCCUGGCUUUUGUCAAGAUGUCCUGUUGUUGUCACACUGUUUUCAGCAAAACUAGAAGAGUAUGGGCCCCUAGGUGGUACCUCUCAGUUUGUCUCAUUGUUAGAUCAGAAAUUGGAAUCACCAAGCCCUUCCCCAUCUCUGGUGGGAACCAGCCUUGCCUGCUGUCUCCAUGGUGACUGUAGUUGUCAAGCAGAACCCUGAGCAGUCUGGGCUCUGUGUCCCCCGUGCUGUAGCGUCUGCCAUGGAGCACCUAUGGGGUCUGCCAUUGGGUUGGUGUUUUUUAACUUUCACUUAGAUGGAACUUGUUCAUUUUAAAUAAAGCAACUGGA